Molecule: messenger RNA, 1842 nt
Organism: Aspergillus terreus NIH2624
Lineage: Eukaryota; Fungi; Ascomycota; Eurotiomycetes; Eurotiales; Aspergillaceae
Product: putative amino acid transporter
Exons: 2
Coding region: 1-1842 (613 amino acids)
Biological process (GO): amino acid transmembrane transport
Cellular component (GO): membrane
Molecular function (GO): L-amino acid transmembrane transporter activity
Source: RefSeq, a predicted model, not a curated record
AUGUCCCACAUAUCGUUCUCGAAUCUCGAGAAUCGGUCCGAUCAUAACAAUAAUGCUCCUCGCGACUCCCUAGAACUCGCCUCGCUCGCCUCGUCGUCUCCCGAAUCCGGGGACAGAUCGUCCCGUUCCUCCUCCCCCUCGGGCAUCUCCUCCUCGCGCAAACUCUCCCUCGAAGAUGAAGACCCCCUCUCGGGCUCGCAUUUGCAUGCGGGCCUGGAGUCUCAGAGACCGAGGUCCGCUCGCUCAUACUCGGUGUCAUCGGCGUUUGAUUUCGGCUCGGCGUUGUUCCCUUUGUCGCAGACAAACGGAGGAUAUGCUCCCCUAGGUGCCCCGUCGAUGAUUGACCGAGAGGCGGGAUUGGCCGACGGAUCGUUAGAAAGAAACAAGACGCUGACCUACCUGAAUGGCCUGUCGCUGGUGGUUGGGCUGAUCAUUGGUUCCGGCAUUUUCUCGUCACCUAGCCAGGUGAAUGCUAAUGCGGGCUCUCCGGGCGCAUCACUGAUCGCAUGGGCCGUCGCGGGCCUCCUAGCCUGGACAGGAGCCGCCAGUUAUGCGGAACUCGGUGGAGCGAUUCCCCUGAAUGGUGGUGCUCAGGUCUACCUGUCCAAGAUUUUUGGCGAGCUGGCGGGGUUUCUUUUUACCUGGUGCGCAGUUCUGGUGCUUAAACCCGGCAGUGCGGCUAUCAUUGCCAUCAUCUUCGGGGAGUAUGUUGUACGCGCCGUGGUUGGAGCGGAUGCGGACCAGCUCAGUCCUUGGAUCAAUAAAUCAGUGGCGUUUGGUGGCCUCUUUGCCGUAACGCUGCUCAACUGCAUCUCGACCCGGGUCGCAACGCGCGUUAGCGAUCUUCUCAUGUUUUUCAAGUUCAUCGCCCUGAUUGCAAUUACUGUCAUCGGCAUUAUCGUUGCUAUCACCGGGUUCUCUUCCAGCGGAAGCGCUAGCGAAGAAUGGAAGUCAGGUUGGUUUCAGGACACCAGCGUGGACGUGUCUGCUUGGGCGGUGGCCCUGUAUGCGGGCCUGUGGGCUUUUGAUGGUUGGGACAACACGAACUUCGUUACGGGUGAAUUCAAAAACCCUAAUCGGGAUCUCCCGCGCGUGAUCCAUACCGCCAUGCCACUGGUUAUUCUCUUUUACCUGUUGGCCAAUGUCUCUUACUUCUUGGUGCUGCCGCAUUCGACCAUUGAGGCUAGUAACACCGUCGCGGUCCAGUUCGGCCAAAAGGUGUUUGGAAGCGUCGGCGCCCUUGUGUUUGCCCUGAUUGUGUCCGCGAGUUGCUUUGGCGCUCUGAAUGCCACGGUGUUUACCAGCGGGCGAUUAGUAUAUGCAGCCGGCAAAGAAGGCUAUUUGCCGUCCGUGUUUGGCAAUCUGUGGACUCGAGGCGGUCCAACCAGUGGCGCAACCAACCGCCUUCAACAUCGCUCGUGCGCCAGCAAAAUGAUGACACGGAUCUGCGGGGAGAAUACCCGUCUGGGAUACACUCCCAUCAACGCAAUGGCGUUGAAUAGCGCCCUCACAGUCGUCUACGUUGUCGUUGGCGAAUUCAAGACCCUCGUGACGUUCUAUGGAGUAGCGGGCUAUACGUUUUACUUUCUCACGGUUCUUGGAUUGAUUGUUCUCCGGAUCCGCGAACCAUACCUGGAGCGUCCGUACAAAACGUGGAUUUCGACUCCGAUCAUCUUCUGCUGUGUCAGCCUCUUCCUUCUCAGCCGCGCUGUCAUUGCCGAACCUUUGCAGACGUUGAUUGUCGUGGCGUUCAUCAUCGCCGGGGUGCCGGUGUAUUUCUGGCGCAUUUACCAACGGGACGGCCGAUUGUCGCUCCCCAGUUGGAAAUUCUGGCAGCGAUGA